Messenger RNA from Indicator indicator, 1267 nucleotides. RefSeq names its product mediator of cell motility 1 (gene MEMO1). Bases 1 to 1008 code for a protein of 335 amino acids. The transcript has 9 exons. Lineage: Eukaryota; Metazoa; Chordata; Aves; Piciformes; Indicatoridae. The record is from RefSeq and is a predicted model, not a curated record.
AUGUCACUUCUUGUGGAACUAUCUUGUCCUGUUUACAUAGGGAAUGUGAGAGCAGGAAUUUUUGAUGUUCAGCAAGACAGAGACUACCCAUUAUUUGUUGCUUGGGUGUUAAUUUUUGUGUGCCAUUUAGGAGGGUCCAUCAGAACUCAAAAGGAGACAAAUGGGAACCAAGAUGGACCUCAGCUGAAUGCACAACUUGAAGGCUGGCUUUCUCAAGUACAGUCCACAAAAAGACCUGCUAGAGCCAUUAUUGCACCCCAUGCAGGAUAUACCUAUUGUGGAUCUUGUGCAGCCCAUGCUUAUAAACAAGUGGAUCCUAAUAUUACCCGAAAAAUUUUCAUUCUUGGGCCUUCCCAUCACGUGCCCCUUUCCCGAUGUGCACUUUCCAGUGUGGACAUUUAUAGAACACCUCUGUAUGAUCUUCGAAUUGACCAAAAGAUUUAUGGAGAAUUGUGGAAGACUGGAAUGUUUGAGCGUAUGUCCCUACAGACAGAUGAAGAUGAACACAGUAUUGAAAUGCAUUUGCCUUAUACUGCUAAAGCCAUGGAAAGCCAUAAGGAUGAGUUUACUAUUAUUCCUGUGUUGGUCGGAGCACUGAGUGAGUCAAAAGAGCAGGAAUUUGGAAAACUCUUCAGUAAAUACCUAGCUGACCCUAGUAACCUCUUUGUGGUUUCUUCUGACUUUUGCCAUUGGGGUCAGAGGUUCCGUUACAGUUACUAUGAUGAAUCCCAAGGAGAAAUUUAUAGAUCCAUUGAGCACCUAGAUAAAAUGGGUAUGAGCAUUAUAGAGCAGCUAGAUCCUGUAUCUUUUAGCAACUACUUGAAGAAAUACCACAAUACAAUAUGUGGAAGACACCCUAUUGGCGUAUUAUUAAACGCUAUCAGUGAGCUCCAGAAGAAUGGAAUGAAUAUGAGCUUUUCAUUUUUGAAUUAUGCUCAGUCAAGCCAGUGUCGAAACUGGCAAGACAGCUCAGUGAGUUAUGCAGCUGGAGCACUUAUGGUCCACUGAACUGCUGAAUGCUCAGGGAUGGCAUCUGCACACACUCUGUAUACGGGGUCCCAGCCUAGCCCUUACAAAGAUACAGUCCCUGGUCUUUGGGUAUACUGAAACCUCAAACUAAUAGAACUCUCUUCUUUUGUAGUAGGUGUAGUCCUUCCUUAGUUUCAACUCAUUUAAAAAUGCUUUCUUGUUUAGGACAACAGAAGGAAGGCUGGUAUCAAAACAUUUUGUGUUUGUUUUUUUUUUGUCUUCUUUUCUUUUUUUUUUU